AUGUCGCAUCCAACCCCCAUACUGAGUUCGGCUAUCUCCCGCCGCAAUCCGGAGGACGAGUACGAGCUGAUCCACAAGAUCGGUUCUGGGACGUACGGCGAUGUGUACAAGGCCAAGAAGCUGCAGUCGAACGAUCUCGCUGCGAUCAAAGUCAUCAAGCUCGAGCCGGGCGAUGACAUCCAGAUCAUCCAGCAGGAGAUACUGAUGAUGCGCGACUGCCGGCACUCGAACAUCAUCUCGUACUAUGGCUCGUACAUGCGCCACGACAAGCUCUGGAUCUGCAUGGAGUACUGCGGCGGGGGUAGCCUACAGGACAUCUACCAGGUGACCGGUCCGCUGACCGAGCUGCAGAUCGCGUACAUGUGCCGGGAAACGCUCCGCGGUCUUUCCUAUCUCCAUUCGAUGGGGAAAAUUCACCGGGACAUUAAGGGCGCGAACAUUCUGCUUACCGAGCGGGGCGAUGUCAAGUUGGCCGAUUUUGGUGUGAGCGCCCAGAUCACGGCCACCAUCAACAAGCGUCGGAGUUUCAUCGGUACACCAUACUGGAUGGCACCGGAGGUGGCGGCCGUAGAACGGAAAGGCGGUUACAAUCAUCUGUGCGAUAUAUGGGCCUGUGGUAUUACUGCGAUCGAAUUAGCCGAACUGCAGCCGCCGAUGUUUGAUCUGCACCCGAUGCGGGCACUCUUCCUGAUGUCCAAGAGCGGUUUCAAACCACCGACACUGAAGGAGAAAGAUCGUUGGAGUACCAAUUUUCACUCCUUUCUCAAGGUGGCACUCACGAAGAAUCCCAAAAAGCGACCGACAGCGGAACGGUUGCUGCAGCAUGCCUUCUUCCAGUCGGACAUGUCCAUCCGGUUGCCGCAGGAGCUGCUGCAAAAAUAUCACAGCCCGCACGCGAGCUACUACUACCAGGAUACGGAGGAGGAAGGAGCCAUCGCGAAUGGACCGCAGAGAAUAACGAGUCGAAUGCAUUCCUCCAAUUCUAUUUACCAUUGCAAAAUGUUGGAAAAUGAGCGUUCAUCUAGUCCCGAAACACUACCGAGUGAUAUGAGUCUAUUGCAUUAUAUAGACGAGGAGUUGAAGAUAAGGCGUACGCUACCACUGCACGAUAAUUCUUUGCUGGUGUGUGCAAACGAUGACAUACUAUCCGGCAGCAAUGGGCAGCAGCAUCGUGCCGGGAACGGUCCGGGUGGUGCGAUCGGUGGCAGCAAUCAUCACCACCAUCUGCUGGACGACGAGGACAGUCUGAUUGCGUCGGACAGCAGCUAUCUGUCGGCGGGCCUGUCGACGGCAUCGGAUUAUGACAAUAAUGGCCGCGACGAUUCGACGCUCAGCUACGAUGCAAUGGACCAGCUGACCGCAAAACUAGAGCAGCUAAAUGCGCAAAAUGGAGCUACGGCUAUGUGUGAACCACAAGAACAUGGUAGUAGUAAUAGCGAUAGCAAGAGACAUUCAAUGGAUCAGCUGAAUGAACUGUUUAAGGGAAUCGACAAGUCUUCCAGGCAGCGUAGUUUAAGUGACGGCGAUGGAACCAGUGAGGCAGCUUCCGAAUCGCAACCGGACCUGCUUAACAAUACACCGCCCAUUCCCCCGAAGCGGCAUCAUCGCACCCGACGGCAUACGCCACCCCGGCCCGUUUCGAACGGGUUACCGCCAACGCCGAAAGUACACAUGGGCGCUUGCUUCUCGAAGGUGUUUAAUGACUGUCCGCUGCACAUCAACUGCACAGCCUCAUGGAUACAUCCGGAAACGCGCGAUCAGCACCUGCUGAUCGGGGCCGAGGAGGGCAUCUUUAAUUUAAAUCUCAACGAGCUGCAUGACGCGGCGAUCGAGCAGCUGUACCCGCGUCGUACCGUUUGGCUGUACGUGAUCAAGGACAUUCUGAUGUCCCUGUCGGGCAAAACGACCCAGCUGUACCGGCACGACCUGCUGGCGCUACAUUCCAAGCAAACGCACCGCUUCUCAAUGCACAUGAAGAAGAUCCCGGAGAAGUUGGUACCGCGCAAGUUCGCACUGACGACGAAGGUCCCCGAUACGAAGGGUUGUAUGCAGUGUUGCGUGACGCGCAAUCCUUACAAUGGGUACAAAUAUCUGUGCGGUUCGAUGGCAACCGGGAUCUUUCUGAUGCAAUGGUACGAUCCGUUGAACAAGUUUAUGCUGCUGAAGCAAUGCGAAUGGCCAUCCGGUAAUAUACAGUACUACGGUGCAAACUCGAACGUGUUCGAAAUGAUCAUCACACCCGAACUCGAAUAUCCGAUCGUGUGUGUGAAUGUGAGAAAAGGACCGAACGAGUCGUUAAAGCUGGAUUUGAUCAAUACCAACAGCACUCCCAGUUGGUUUAAUACCACCGUCGAAGAGAUGGACGGUAUGGCAACGGUCAUAAAUCGGCGAGAUACGCUUCGACCAAUUAAAGUGCAUCAGAUUGAAAAAGAUGCGAUAUUAGUGUGUUACGAUCGGUUCGUACAAAUCGUUGACAUUCAGGGUUUCCCAAAGCAGAGCCGCAAGCUCAUAUCGCGCGUGGAAUUUAGUUUUGUAAUCGAAAGCAUAGUCUGUUUAACUGAUAGUGUAUUAGCGUUUCACAAAUACGGUAUGCAGGGCCGCUCGCUAAGGAAUGGUGAGAUUACGCAGGAAAUUACCGAUACGAGCCGGAUCUAUGAGCUUAUCGGCAGUGACAACAAAGUGGUAAUGUUGCAAAGCCGCACCAUCCGUGCGGACAGUGGCGAAGGAACGAGUGAUGUUGGGCACGAUCUGUACAUAUUGGCGGGCCACGAAGCAAGUUACUAA
This is a messenger RNA of Anopheles marshallii, 2784 nucleotides long. RefSeq names its product mitogen-activated protein kinase kinase kinase kinase 5 (gene hppy). Lineage: Eukaryota; Metazoa; Arthropoda; Insecta; Diptera; Culicidae. Gene Ontology annotation, molecular function: ATP binding; MAP kinase kinase kinase kinase activity. The record is from RefSeq and is a predicted model, not a curated record. Gene Ontology annotation, biological process: protein phosphorylation. The transcript is spliced from 15 exons. Bases 1 to 2784 code for a protein of 927 amino acids.